Penicillium brevicompactum is the source of this 1365-nucleotide messenger RNA. RefSeq names its product MCT family MFS transporter. Lineage: Eukaryota; Fungi; Ascomycota; Eurotiomycetes; Eurotiales; Aspergillaceae. Gene Ontology annotation, biological process: transmembrane transport. Gene Ontology annotation, molecular function: transmembrane transporter activity. The coding region runs from base 1 to 1365 and encodes 454 amino acids. Gene Ontology annotation, cellular component: fungal-type vacuole membrane. The transcript has 4 exons. The record is from RefSeq and is a predicted model, not a curated record.
AUGACGACUCACGAGAAAACGAGUGUCGCUCCCUCACUAGACAGCGCUCAGAAGACGGAUAAUGCAACUCCCGAUACCAGCGUGUACGGAAAUGACCCCGAAAAGCAAACGCCAAACUCCCUUGCUACUGGCCCGGCGCCCGCAACGCCAGCAAUUGGACCGCCGCCAGAUGGAGGCGCGCAAGCAUGGCUCGUCGUGCUGGGAGCUUUCUGUGGAUUGUUUGUUAGCUUCGGCUGGAUCAAUUGCAUCGGAGUCUUCCAAACCUACUACGAAAGUCAUCAACUGAGCAGUUACUCCACCAGCACAGUAACAUGGAUCACCUCUCUAGAGACGUUCGUGAUGUUCUUCUGCGGCCCAAUCUUCGGCACAAUCUUCGACAGCCACGGUCCCCGCACCAUUCUCCUCGCCGGCACCUUCCUACACGUCUUUGGUCUAAUGAUGACCUCCCUCUCAACAGAGUACUACCAAUUCAUCCUCGCGCAAGGAAUCUGCAGCCCCAUCGGCGCAAGCGCCAUCUUCAACGCCUCCGUCAACUCCGUCAGCACCUGGUUCGCCGCCCGCCGCGCCUUCGCCCUCGGCGUCACAGCCGCCGGCUCCAGUCUCGGCGGCGUCAUCUUCCCAAUCAUGGUCACCAAGCUGAUUCCCGAAGUCGGGUUUCCCUGGGCGAUGCGCAUCUGCGCUUUCCUCAUCUUGUUCAUGUUGGGUAUUGCCAAUAUGACCCUCAAAUCGAGACUCCCGCACCGGCCUAAGCCGUUUGAUAUCUUGAGUUUCGUGCGGCCGCUGGCGGAGUUGAAGUUUGCGCUUACGCUCGCGGGUGCGUUUUGUUUCUUCUGGGGUAUGUUCUUGCCGUUCACUUUUGUGAUUACGCAGGCGGAGCGAUAUGGCAUGUCGGAGAACUUGGCUGGAUAUUUGAUUCCGAUUCUCAAUGCUGCUAGUAUCUUUGGUCGUACGUUACCUGGCUACCUAGCCGAUAAAGUCGGUCGCUACAACACGAUGGUAAUCACGAUGUUCUUCUCCGCGAUCCUCGUGCUUGCGCUGUGGUUGCCAUCACGUGGAAAUGUCCCCGCUAUCAUUUUCAGCGCCCUGUAUGGUUUCGGAUCUGGGGCGUUCGUCUCCCUUGCGCCGGCUUGCGUUGCACAGAUCUCGGAUCUGCGGCAGGUGGGCGUUCGCAACGGCACGUUCUUUGCGGUGAUCUCGUUUGCGGCGUUGACUGGUACUCCUAUUGGAGGUGCUUUGGUGCCGGAUGUCUUGCACGGGGAUUACACGCACUUGCAGAUUUUCUGUGGUGUGGUGAUGAUUGCGGGGGCCAGUCUGUUUGUUCUGGCGCGUGGUGUCAUUGGUGGAUUUAAGCUUAAUAAGGUGUGA